Molecule: messenger RNA, 1848 nt
Organism: Pygocentrus nattereri (red-bellied piranha)
Lineage: Eukaryota; Metazoa; Chordata; Actinopteri; Characiformes; Serrasalmidae
Gene: rrad
Product: Ras-related associated with diabetes
Exons: 5
Coding region: 159-1082 (307 amino acids)
Biological process (GO): negative regulation of high voltage-gated calcium channel activity
Cellular component (GO): plasma membrane
Molecular function (GO): calcium channel regulator activity; GTPase activity; GTP binding
Source: RefSeq, a predicted model, not a curated record
UUCACUGGCUCAUCAGAGAGGCGCUCUGCCUGAAGGAGCUACAGCCCAACAGCAGCAGCCACACGGAUCUUUAGGACUUUCGUUUUUGGAUCUUUCUGGAGUUCUGAGCUUCUUCCGGAGGACAUUGGACAUCUUUACAUACAGGUGCAGAGGAGACCAUGACUUUGAACAAAGGUGACAAGUUGAGGAACAUGGACAAGAGGAGAGGGAGCAUGCCGUUUCCCGUCCACCUCCAGAGCCUUCACAGGAGGAGCAUGCCCGUGGACGACCGCGAGCUGCGCUCCACCGCCCCCUCCAUUCAGACUUCCGAUCUGUCCAGCCUGACACGUUGCACAUCCUACAGCCCCGGAGAGCAGCACCGCCACAGCUGCGUCUCCGACUCCUCCGACUCGGUCAUCUCCUCCGGCAGCGACUCCGAGGGACAGAUCUACAAGGUCGUCCUCCUGGGAGAGAAUGGCGUAGGGAAGUCCAGCCUGGCGAGAAUAUUCGGAGGAGUGGAGGACAGCCACGACUGUGAGGAUGCAGGAAACACCUAUGACAGAUCAAUUGUGGUGGAUGAAGAGGAGGCGAAUAUCCUGUUGUAUGACGUAUGGGAGCAGGAUAACAGUCAGUGGCUGAAGGAUCAGUGCAUGCGUAUGGGGGACGCCUAUAUCAUCGUCUACUCCGUGACGGACAAGUCCAGCUUUGAGAAAGCUUCAGAGCUCCGCAUCCAGCUCCGCCGGGCACGGCAGUCCGAAAACAUCCCCAUCAUCCUGGUGGGCAACAAGAGUGACCUGGUGCGCUCCAGAGAAGUUUCUGUAGAAGAGGGCAGGGCCUGCGCGGUGGUUUUCGACUGCAAGUUCAUCGAGACGUCGGCCUCUCUGCACCACAAUGUCCGUAUGCUCUUCGAGGGCAUCGUCCGGCAGAUCCGCCUUCGCAAGGACAGCAAGGAGGAGAACGCGCGCCGCAUGGCCAACUGCAAGCGCCGCGAGAGCAUCAGCAAGAAGGCCAAGCGCUUCCUGGGUCGUAUGGUCGCCCGCAAGAACAAGAAGAUGGCCUUCAGGCAGAAGUCCAAAUCCUGUCACGACCUUUCAGUGCUCUGAAAGAGCCGGACGCUCCUCGCUGGCCCUUUGGCGAAGCUGCUGAGACCAGAAGCUGUGUGUGAAACCCAAGGACUAGACUACUGUACAGAGAUUUGCAUAUUUUCUAUUGUAAAAUAGAUCAAGGUUAUACGAGACAAUGCUGACGAAGUCAAUGUUGAUAGACCUGCAUGAAGCUCUUUAAGUUUCUAUUACAUUUUAAUUUUUUUUUUUUUUCUUCUGUUUUCAUUUGCUGCCUUAACAUGUAGAGUCAUUGAAUCCUAGCUGUGUGAGUAGACAGCGAGUUCUCAAAGCCAUCUGGGUGUGGACGGAGAGCUUCGCAGCAGAAACAGCAAAGUGGGGAAAGCGUCCUUGUGAAGGCAGCAGCUGUUGUACUGGUGUACAGCUCUCAGCAGUGGGGUUCACUUCUCAUGUACGUGAACGAGCACAAUUAGUUUUCUGUAUCGAUAUGAGACACGGAAUCAUAUUUACUUGAAUCUGAGUGCGCAGGUUCGUACCUCAGCUAAAACAUACAUGACAAGCUUUGGGGUGGGGGUUGAGUGGGUGGGGUGGGGGGCUAGAAGCUUGGAACUGAGACAGUUUGACCCAUUUAAUCAUUACACUAAUAUUUAAAAGGGGAGGUGUGACUGAAUGGCAUAGAAGCAAUAAAUUAUGUGUUUGUGAGCUGUUUUUUUCAAAAUGUUUGAUUUGCACUUCCAUUUAAUAUUAUUGGAUUGUUAAUUUUAUUACAUGUUUACAUUGAUUUUAUAAUAAAAUGGUGAUUAAAACA